This is a messenger RNA of Syzygium oleosum, 1169 nucleotides long. Its product is annotated as ethylene-responsive transcription factor ERF014. The transcript has a single exon. Lineage: Eukaryota; Viridiplantae; Streptophyta; Magnoliopsida; Myrtales; Myrtaceae. Gene Ontology annotation, molecular function: DNA binding; DNA-binding transcription factor activity. The record is from RefSeq and is a predicted model, not a curated record. Gene Ontology annotation, biological process: regulation of DNA-templated transcription. Bases 237 to 878 code for a protein of 213 amino acids.
CUACAAUUUUAUGAAUCUAUAAAUCAGCAUCCUCUUUUUACUCCCUCAUUUGUGUUCUGACCCUUCAUUACUCCUUUCACUUUCGCAAGAACAACAGCCAAAAAGCAAACGGAGAAGACACUCUCACUGAAAAUCCACCAUAUUGAGCCAACCCUUUCCAUCUCAUCACCCCAUAGUCUCUCUCUUUGAAACAUUCUUGCUGAUCUCUAUCUCUCUCUGGCGGCAUUGUUUUGCCAAUGGUGAAGAGUGAGCCAGAGUCAUCCAUGCCAUCAGCCAGUGCAUUGAGAAAGAAGUACAAGGGAGUGAGGAUGAGAAGCUGGGGCUCAUGGGUCUCGGAGAUAAGAGCACCAAACCAGAAGACGAGGAUUUGGUUGGGCUCUUAUUCCACUGCUGAGGCAGCAGCUAGAGCCUAUGACGCUGCUCUCCUCUGCAUCAAGGGCUCUUCAGCCACUUUCAACUUCCCUCUCUCCUCCUCACACCACCAUGUCCCUCCCAAUGCCUCCAUGUCCCCCAAGUCCAUCCAGCGAGUCGCCGCGGCGGCGGCAGCAAAUGGCAGUGGUGCUGAUAAUAAUGUCAUCGUCACCACUGCCGCCACAUCUGCUGCCACCCCUCCCUCAUUUGUCUCGUCCCCAUCUUUGUGUUCCUCGCCGUCGGAUCAACUAGACGACGAAGUGUCGCUUGCGCAAUGUGUCGGGGCGUACACUCCUAGCGAAUCGAUGGAUAUGAUGGAUUUUUGGUGUAAUUUCGAUACCCUCCAAUCACCGAAGUACGUGGAUCAAGUAAUGUACAAUAACAUCGCCGCGGCGUCAUUUGAUCCUCCUACGGUCGAGGAGCUUUUAGAAGAAGCUGAAGAUAUCCGGCUAUGGAGCUUCUGUUGAUAUAUUCCUUUUACCAUUCAUAGUAAAUCUCUUCAUUAUUCCAAAGGGGAAAUUCCUGAUGAUAUUGACCAAAAUAAUAUGUUAUGUAAGGGUAAUUGAGGGUUUAGCUAGCUAGGUGGCGAAGCCCACAUGGGGAGAGACAUCUUUUUGGACUCCCUCAUGUGAGUAUCUCUAGAUUGUAUUCAUUUUUUUAUGUAUCAUUUUCUGCCAAGAGUGUGUCUUACGCUAUGCCAUAUAUUCAUCAUCUAAGAAUGUAAUAAGGAAGUGAUAAAUGUAAUAUAUCGUUGCGUA